AUGGCGUCGUCGCUGCGGGACCGGCAAGUCGCCUCUGUCCAGAAGAUUCUCAAUCUCAACCAUGAAGUGCAGUCCUCCGGCGAUGGCCAGGAGACCAGUCUUGUGUCGCAGUCCACGCCGAUUCUGAACGAGGACGGCGACCCGAUAUGGAAGGUGCUGGUGUUUGAUAACAAGGGCCGAGACGUCAUUAGCAGCGUUCUGCGAGUGAACGACCUGCGCUCCUGGGGCGUAACCAUUCAUCUAAAUAUCAACUCGCCGCGAUACCCUAUUCCCGAUGUCCCUGUUGUCUACCUCGUUGAACCGACCGCGGUGAAUGCACAACUCAUUACAUCCGAUCUCUCGCGGGGACUCUACUCUCCGGCCUAUGUCAAUUUCUUGUCUUCAGUGCCGCGCCAGCUGUUGGAGGAUUUUGCCUCGCAGAUUGCCUCGACGGGCGCGGCGGAGCACGUCGCUCAAGUGUUUGACCAGUAUUUGAACUUUAUUGUGGCCGAACCCGAUCUGUUUAGCUUGGGUCUGGGGAACGACUCGUACUGGAAGAUUAACAGUGCUCAGACUAGCGAUGAGGAUCUCGAUGAUGUGGUUGACAAAAUCGUGAGCGGGCUGUUUGAUGUCAGCGUUACUAUGGGAGCCAUUCCUAUUAUCAGAUGUCCGAAAGGGGGCGCGGCAGAAUUAAUCUCGACCAAGCUAGACCGGAAACUACGCGAUCAUAUACUAAACUCGAAAGAUAACCUGUUCUCUGGCAACAAACGGCCAGGCGUUAACGUUCCGUCGUCACGACCGGUGAUGAUUAUUGUCGACCGCAAUGUCGAUUUGGUUCCGAUGCUGUCACACGGCUGGACCUACCAAUCCCUGAUCCAGGAUGUGCUCAAGAUGCACCUCAACCGCAUUACUGUAGAGACGCCAGUGGACGAAUCGAACCCAGCCAAGGGCACGACGAAGAAGGCAUAUGACCUCAACGCGACGGAUUUCUUCUGGAAGCGAAAUGCCAACGUGCCCUUUCCGCAAGUGGCCGAAGAUAUUGAUGCAGAGCUUACGCGGUACAAGGACGACGCUAACGAGAUCACCAAGAAGACGGGAGCAUCUUCGAUCGAGGACCUCCAGAAUGACACGAAUGCAUCGGCCCACCAUCUCAAAGCGGCGAUUACGCUGCUGCCCGAGCUCCGCGAGCGCAAAGCGAUUCUCGACAUGCACAUGAACAUUGCCACAGCGCUUCUGCAGGGGAUCAAGGACCGGCAGCUGGACAACUUCUUCCAGUUGGAAGAAAACAUCAGCAAACAAAGCAAAACGCAAAUGCUGGAAUUGAUCACCGACGCAAGCAAGGGUACGGAUCCGUUGGAUAAGCUGCGGUUGUUUGUGAUUUGGUUCCUGACGACGGAAACCGAGCUGUCCCGGGCUGAGAUGACAAAAUUCGAAGAAGCCCUGCAACUGGCCGGCAACGAGGAUAUCAGCUCCAUCGCGUACGUCAAGCGAGUGCGUGAGAUCACGCGCAUGACGAUGAUGACCAGCUCGACGGGAUCGCCGCAGCAGCAAUCCUCGGACCUGUUCAAGGGCUUCUCGUCGCUUUCGAACCGACUGACGGACCGCAUCACGUCAGGCGCGCUGGGAGCCAACUUUGACUCGCUCAUUUCGGGCGUCAAGAACUUCUUGCCUGUCAACAAGGACCUGACCCUUACCAAAAUCACCGAGUCGAUCAUGGACCCUCAAUCGGCGUCGAGCUCGGCGAUUGCCAAGACAGAGAGCUACCUCUACUUUGACCCUCGCAGCGCCAAUGCGCGCGGCGCCAUGCCGACCUCGUCGUCGGCCCGGACGCAACAACCAGGCAGCACAGCCUCGUCAGCGGCGGUGGGAAUCAAUGCCAGCUUCGGGCAGCGCCGGCAGGCAUUCAACGAAGCCAUUGUGUUCACGGUGGGCGGCGGCAGCAUGGAAGAAUACGGUAAUCUGCAAGAAUGGGUUGAGCGCACCAACACCUCUGGGGGUAGUGUUGCUGGAGCUGGAGCGGGAGCUGGCGCUGGCAGUGUUGCGAGCAGCACGCCGACGGCCUUGACGGGCAGCCAUCGUAAGAGAGUCGUCUAUGGCAGCACAGAACUAAUGAACGCAUCGGACUUUUUGGCAGAUGCGUUGGCGAGGCUGGGCAAGGAGAGUUGA
This is a messenger RNA of Talaromyces rugulosus, 2145 nucleotides long. RefSeq lists its product as uncharacterized. Gene Ontology annotation, cellular component: cytosol; Golgi membrane. Gene Ontology annotation, biological process: intracellular protein transport; endoplasmic reticulum to Golgi vesicle-mediated transport. NCBI's taxonomy places the organism in Eukaryota, Fungi, Ascomycota, Eurotiomycetes, Eurotiales, Trichocomaceae. The transcript is spliced from 4 exons. The record is from RefSeq and is a predicted model, not a curated record. The coding region runs from base 1 to 2145 and encodes 714 amino acids. Gene Ontology annotation, molecular function: syntaxin binding.